This is a messenger RNA of Musca vetustissima, 1527 nucleotides long. It is a transcript of the gene Dbp45A, whose product is annotated as probable ATP-dependent RNA helicase Dbp45A. The transcript is spliced from 7 exons. The record is from RefSeq and is a predicted model, not a curated record. Gene Ontology annotation, molecular function: RNA helicase activity; ATP binding; nucleic acid binding. Lineage: Eukaryota; Metazoa; Arthropoda; Insecta; Diptera; Muscidae. Bases 1 to 1527 code for a protein of 508 amino acids.
AUGUUAAAAAAGGAUACAAAUCCUUUUGCCCAAUUGGGUCUGAGACCCUGGCUAACUAAACAAUUAACAAAACUUGGUUUAAAACAAGCAACACCCAUUCAACAAGCAUGCAUUCCCGCUAUAUUGGAAGGUAAAGAUUGCAUUGGGGCAGCCAAAACAGGUUCGGGGAAAACAUUUGCCUUUGCCUUGCCAAUUUUGGAGAAAUUAAGUGAGGAACCUACAAGCCAUUUUGCCUUGGUUCUGACGCCCACUCACGAGUUAGCCUAUCAGAUUUCCGAACAAUUCUUGGUGGCUGGCCAACCCAUGGGAGUAAGAGUUUGUGUGGUAUCUGGUGGCACUGAUCAAAUUGUUGAGGCUCAAAAGCUAAUGCAGCGUCCACAUAUUGUGGUGGCAAUGCCGGGACGUUUGGCGGAUCAUUUAACCGGCUGUGACACAUUUUCGUUUGAUAAUUUGAAAUUUUUGGUAGUGGAUGAGGCGGAUCGCAUGCUAAACGGAGACUUUGAUGAAAGUCUACGGGUUAUAGAACAAUGUAUACCCAAGCAGCGGCAGAAUUUAUUCUUUUCAGCCACCAUGAAAGAUUUCAUCAAGGAGAGCAGUAUAUUUCCCAUUGCAGGUGAUUGUUUAGAAUGGUCCGAAGAAUUCCAAGUGGCCACUGUGGAGACAUUAGAUCAACGCUAUUUACUGUGUGCUGAUUAUGAUCGUGAUAUGGUGUUGAUUGAAGCCUUACGCAAAUAUCGUGAAGAAGAUGAAAAUUCAAAUGUUAUGAUCUUUACAAAUACGAAAAAAUAUUGUCAACUGCUGUCGAUGACUUUGAAUAAAGUAGGCAUAGAAAAUGUAUGUCUACAUGGAUUUAUGCGUCAAAAAGAGCGUGUGGCGGCACUUAAUCGUUUUAAAUCUCGUCAUGUUCGUACGCUCAUUGCCACAGAUGUAGCUGCACGUGGUCUCGACAUACCCAGUGUUCAAUUGGUUAUCAAUCAUCGUUUGCCACGUACACCCAAGGAGUAUAUACAUCGUGUGGGACGUACAGCAAGAGCUGGUCGCAAGGGUAUGGCUAUUUCGAUAUUCCGUUUUCCAAGAGAUUUGGAAUUACUGGGUGAAAUUGAACAGGCCAUCAAUACCAAGUUAACAGAACAUCCCAUCGAUCAAAAAAUGGUCGAGCGCAUUUUCAUGCAAGUCAAUGUUACUCGCCGUGAAUCCGAAAUUGAAUUGGAUAAUAAUGACUUCGAUGAGAGAGCUCAAAACUAUCGGAGAAAACAAUGGAUAUUGGAAGGCAAAGAUCCUGAUGAAAUGGAAAAUUUAUAUCGCAAAAAACAAAAAGAUAAAAUUAAGGAAAUCAAAAGAAAACGCAAAGAACAACAAAGCGAGGCGCAAAAACAAGGUCCUUCCCCUCUGGUGCAAGAUGAACGUUUUAAGGAUGUCAAUGCCGAACGUUUUCAGAAGAAAAAGAAAAAAUCCAACAACAACAACACAGAUGCCAAAGAUGCAUCCGAACAAAAGAAUACAAAAAAGACAAAAACAUUUAUGUAA